Messenger RNA from Oppiella nova, 249 nucleotides. The record is from the annotation of a GenBank genome assembly. NCBI's taxonomy places the organism in Eukaryota, Metazoa, Arthropoda, Arachnida, Sarcoptiformes, Oppiidae.
AUGGUUUUCGGCUUUUACGUCAAUAUCCGCGCCUUUCAGUUCAAGAUCAAUGGCCUGCCCUGCGAUUUAUCCGUGUCUGUAGUGACCACUGUGUUGUCCGCGUCGGGGACGGACUACUUGAGUGGAAUCUCUGUAGUGGUAGUGAUUAGGUCUGUCGUAAUGCCUGUCCUGUUCGGCCCAAAUCCUACUGAAAGCCGCUUUUCUAUUGAGUUCUUCGAAAUAUUUAGCGUUUUGUCCACUGAUUUGUGA